This is a messenger RNA of Terrapene triunguis (Three-toed box turtle), 1418 nucleotides long. RefSeq names its product serine/threonine kinase 25 (gene STK25). NCBI's taxonomy places the organism in Eukaryota, Metazoa, Chordata, Testudines, Emydidae. Gene Ontology annotation, biological process: protein phosphorylation. Gene Ontology annotation, molecular function: ATP binding; protein kinase activity. The record is from RefSeq and is a predicted model, not a curated record. The coding region runs from base 222 to 1418 and encodes 398 amino acids. The transcript has 10 exons.
GCAGGGCUCUUGCAGAACAGCAUAGGAAGUGGAGGUGGUAGGGGGCAUUCAGGACAUUGACACUGUUCCUGCCUGUUGAAACCAAGUUUCUCGUGUCUUUGAAGCAUCCAUGGUGGUUUUGCUGAUCUGUUUGGUGGCUGAGAUAGCACUACUGCAUCCCUGUGCUACAGGACCCCAGCCACCCGGUUUUACAGAAGUGGAUGUCUUAGCAUCCUUGGGCCAUGGCUCACCUGAGGGAUUUUGCUAACCAGCACUCCAGGGUGGACCCAGAAGAGCUGUUCACCAAGCUGGAGAGGAUUGGUAAAGGCUCGUUUGGCGAGGUGUACAAAGGAAUCGACAACCGCACCAAGGAAGUGGUUGCCAUUAAGAUAAUUGACCUGGAGGAGGCGGAGGAUGAAAUUGAGGACAUCCAACAGGAGAUCACUGUGCUCAGUCAGUGUGACAGCCCCUACAUAACCCGCUACUAUGGGUCCUAUCUGAAGAGUACCAAGCUGUGGAUAAUCAUGGAGUACUUGGGUGGAGGCUCAGCACUGGAUUUGUUAAAGCCAGGACCCUUGGAAGAGACCUACAUUGCCACUAUCCUGCGGGAAAUCCUCAAGGGCUUAGAUUACCUGCACUCUGAGAGGAAGAUCCACAGGGACAUCAAAGCUGCCAACGUGCUGCUAUCGGAACAAGGGGAUGUGAAACUGGCUGACUUUGGUGUGGCUGGACAGCUGACGGACACCCAGAUCAAGAGAAAUACGUUUGUUGGGACUCCCUUCUGGAUGGCACCAGAGGUGAUCAAACAGUCUGCCUAUGACUUUAAGGCAGAUAUCUGGUCCCUUGGAAUCACAGCCAUUGAACUUGCAAAGGGAGAGCCCCCGAAUUCUGACCUGCAUCCUAUGAGGGUGCUUUUUCUGAUCCCCAAAAACAACCCUCCAACAUUGGAGGGACAUCACAGCAAGCCCUUCAAAGAAUUUGUAGAAGCCUGUCUCAACAAGGACCCUAGAUUUAGGCCAACUGCUAAAGAGUUGCUAAAGCACAAGUUCAUCACACGCUAUACCAAGAAAACCUCAUUCCUCAUGGAGCUGAUUGACCGAUUCAAGCGCUGGAAGUCAGAGGGCCAUGGAGAGGACUCCAGCUCUGGUGAUUCUGACAUUGAUGGAGAUACAGAAGAUGGAGACCAGGGUCCAAUCUGGACGUUCCCACCAACUAUUCGACCUAGUUCCCUUAAACUGCACAAAGGAAUAGCUCUCCAUGGCUCUCAAAAGUCUGCUGAGCCCAUCAAGCGGCAGCCCCGAUCACAGUGUCUCUCCACGCUUGUCCACCCAGUCUUCAGGGAGGUGAGAAGGCCAUUUUCUUUGUUAGUGAUGGCUGCAGGUGAAGGGGAAGCAGCUGGGUGGCUGUUCGAGAAACAUGUAAAUGGCAGGGAUUCUUGA